Messenger RNA from Lytechinus pictus (painted urchin), 3372 nucleotides. RefSeq lists its product as uncharacterized. Lineage: Eukaryota; Metazoa; Echinodermata; Echinoidea; Temnopleuroida; Toxopneustidae. The record is from RefSeq and is a predicted model, not a curated record. The transcript has 3 exons. Bases 1 to 945 code for a protein of 314 amino acids.
AUGGAAUUAUUAGCAAAGAAUAUGGAAGAUGGUACGACGCGAACUUUCCUAUGGUGUGUUCCUCGCUCCACCGCCUGUGCAUUCACCAGAUCCCUCAGCGCCAUCGGCGGAAUCGAAGUCUGGUACGAACCCUUCUUCUUCAGUUUCGUCGCCGAGCUCGAUUCGAAGAGACGCUUGGGAAUUGAUCUUCCGACAUCGUACGAUGGAAACGAAGAAACGUUCCAGAAAGUGGCCGAUAUGCUGAAAAGUGUGUCGCAUUUUAAUUUCAAAGCAGAUCAGCUGCCAUAUGCCGCCGUGAAGACCAACCUAUCUUCUAGCACUAAUAAGCAUGUAUUUGUGAAAGACAUGGGAUUCGCCGUCAACAAAGAUGUCUUCCCUUUCAUUCCUCUGGGAUUUAAACACACUUUCUUAAUUCGCCACCCCCUUCGCGUCCUUCACUCUAACCGAAAGGCGAUGUUCGAGCAGCUCUCUAUGAUCGGGGCCCUAGAAGGCGACGCAGCCGACGAAAACAAAUUCGAUCUCCAGCGCGACGACCCCUACGUAGGUCCUGGACUGCUCUUCAAGGACCUGUACGACCUCUGGCAACAUUGCCGACAGAAUUACGAAGAUGACCCGGUCGUGAUCGAUGCUGACGAUCUGUUGACGAAACCGGCCGAAGUUUUGUCGAAGUACUGCCAAGCGGUAGGAUUGCCUUACGACGAGUCGCUUCUGACGUUCGGCUGUUCGGCUGACCUCGACGUCUUUAAAAUCUGGAAGUCGCCCAUUGGAGUUGAAGAACUCCGAAUGACAGUAUCGUCCUUUUCGAGUAAGGCGAUGGAAAGCAGAGCGUUUUUACCGGCGAACGAGAUGCCAUCACGUGACCUGCUUACUCCCGAUGUCAUCAGAUGUGCCGAUGAGAUAAUGGAGUAUUACGACGAGAUGUUCAAGUGUAGGAUUAAAGUUUAAGCUGAAAAUUAGGUUGUAUCUGGUUAUUUCCUUCCACAUGAGGGGGGGGGGGCUGAGCGAUAGCAUUUACUUAAUAGCAGUUAUACUGUAUAUGUGUCAAGUUUAAUGUUACCGACCCCUUUUUCAUGUAGGCUUACCCCCCCCCCCCUCGCCAAAUCUCCACAUCUCAAAGACAUUACCAACUGUUUUUUUUUCACAUUGCUAUUGCUCAACUCUGUUUCUCUGAACACAUUUAAAGGGGAAGUCUAACACCACCCCCGGAAAAACAAUUGAAUUGGAUUAAAAGUAAGAAGAAAAAAAUCAAACGAGCAAAAUGCUGAAAAUAACAUCAAAAUCGGAUGUAAAUAUUAUGAAAGUAAAGACAUCGUGUUUUGGAUUAUUUUCACAAAGUAGAAAUGCACAAGAUGUGCGCAAACGAGAGUCGAUGAUAUCACAAUUUCUUCUGUAUUUUAUUAUGAAACAAGGAACAUUUUAAUGUUUGAUUCAUCAUAUGAAACAGAGUUUGAUUACGCCGCAAACAUUGAAAAUGCGCUUUUGUAACCUACUGCGAUUCAAUUGGCCUUCUUGUCAAAAAGAUGAAAAUUCCAUAAAUUCAUAUAAUGAAAUAUAAAAGAAACAGUGUACAUUAUCAACCUUCUAAUUUGCAUAUCACCCGUACUAUGCAUUUUCUCUUCUUUUAGUGAAAUAGGUGACAUUUGAAACAUUACUUUAUUUUACAUCUGAUAAUUAUGACAUUUUACACAUAUUGGCCUGUUUGAUUCUCUCUGUUAAUCAAAUUCAACCUUUUCUUGGGUGGGCUUUCCCUUUAAUAUUUUCACCUUAAUCUUCCUCAAUCUGUGCUUCAGCUCUUUUUUUUCAAUAUUCAAUGCUCAUUUCCGUUCUUUUCCUUAUCUCUUCCCCUUCUUCUCUCCUCAGUCUUUCGCUGCUUUCUCGUCUUUUUAUUUCUUUCCCCCUUUUGUCUUCAAAAUCCCUAUCUAUCUUCUUUCCUUGCUCCCCGUUCACCCUUUUCCUCCUCUUCUCCUCCCCCUCCACUUCUCUUCGCUCCCUUCCCCUCUCACUGGGCACAUCCCACCCCCUCCCCUCUCUCUCGUGUCUGUCUUCCCCUUUCCCUGCUUCGAUUACCAUGGUAUCUGAAACGACUAGCCUAAAAAAUAUUUGGAGAAAAUGAAAUCUGGAGCUUUGAAGUCUCUAUUUCAAAGGACUACUCUGAGAAUUUUAGUGCCACUUAAAAAAAUGUUUUGAUAGAAGUUACAAUUCAUCUAACUACCCAACCCAACCAAGACGUAUUGUUAUAUCUUAUUGUUACAGAAAUGUUCAUUAAUUUAGCUGCAUACUUAUCAUACAUAGUACAUACCUGCCAAUUGUUCUUAAACCCCCAUUCCACAGAGAACAAGACCGCUGAAAGACCAUGAAUUCUGGUCGAUCUUUCAGAGGUCUCUCAAUGAACCUACAAUGGUCUUUGAGGCCUCACACUAGUCCUGACCAAUCUUUCAGUGGUCUUCGUGGUCUUCAUGGGCUCCAAAACUUUUGAAACGGUUCGAAACAGUCUUACAACGGUCUUUCGGUGAACAUUCAAAAGUCUUAUUAGUCUUUCAAUGAUCUUCCGGCAGUCUCUCAAGAUUUUUGCGGAGUUCACUGUAAGACUCAUGAGAGAUCAUUGAAAGACCAGGCAAAGUCCAUGGAAAGAAUUCUGAUAGAUCACUUGUUGCAUAAAAGAUCUCUGAAAGACCAUUGAAAGAUCUCUAUAGGACUACUCUAAGACCAUUAAGAUAAGAAAUAUCCAUGAGUCUUUCAGAGUUCUUUGAGGGGUCUUUCUGAGCCAUUCCACAGAGAUGACAAAUUUCAGUGAUCUUGACAACCGCUGUAAGACCUCACCAAUUUUAAGUCUUUCAGUGGUCUUUCAAUGGUCUCCAUUCUGUGGAAUGGGGACCUAAAUUAGGAAUAUUCCCAUUUGGGGGAAAGAAAAAAUGUAUUUUUUUCAAUGUUCCUAUACUUCAUUGGGUGUUUUUUGCCUCUGUAGCAUUAUAUAAGAGAUUUUAUACUGCUCCUAUUUCAGGAAUUUUCUUAGUAAUUUGUUCAUAUAUCUUGAUUGCCAUAGUUGGCAGGCAUGAUUAUAUACAGAAUAUAACAACAAGUAAAUAAAGAAAGUAGUUUCGUAUUUUUAAACAAUCAUAAAUUUAUUCCAUUUCAUUCCAAUUAAAACAACAUCAUGAUUCAGGUAAAACAAAUCUUGACUUACUGCACGAGAAUUAGGAGGGUAGCCCUCUAUAAAUAUGCCCCAAAAUUUGUGUAAAUUCCACAUUAUUAGCUGUACAGUUAUAAAUUCAUUGUUACUCUCCAAUACUUCACAGCAUAUGUAUACAUGAUUGAAUUGAGGGUCAUGAUCAAAAUCUAAAUAUUAAAUAAGCAGCAUCCAAAUUUAAGCAA